Aspergillus novofumigatus IBT 16806 is the source of this 1716-nucleotide messenger RNA. Its product is annotated as FAD-dependent oxidoreductase. The transcript is spliced from 4 exons. Gene Ontology annotation, cellular component: mitochondrion. Bases 444 to 1490 code for a protein of 348 amino acids. The record is from RefSeq and is a predicted model, not a curated record. Gene Ontology annotation, molecular function: oxidoreductase activity. NCBI's taxonomy places the organism in Eukaryota, Fungi, Ascomycota, Eurotiomycetes, Eurotiales, Aspergillaceae.
CUAAUGCAAACAAGCAUUCGUUACUCAUACAAUAUCUCCUCGCAAACGGAUCUAACUCGAAGACUGAGGAAGUGCUAAGGAAGAUGGAUGGAAUUGAUGGAGGAUGAUUCCAGUAUGACACGCUGGUAAACGUCAUACCACUCAUCCACCAUCAGAGAGGUGUACUCAUCUAAACUGAUCGUACAAUGUUGUUUUAACAAAGUCUCCGACGUCAAAGCCUAGGUAGUCUACGCGGAUAAUUCAAAAGAUAUAGAUACCUUGACGUCAAAAUCAGUAGGUCGAACAUCCGAAUGCAGACUCCCCGACUAUUGUGGUGCCACCGACUCCACCGUUCAUCACACGCACCAGGCAUCCUCGUCUCUCAGUCUCAGCGCGUGCCUUUUACUGCGCGGCUUCAACCCCUGUCACCUCACCAGUCUGUUCCGGGUGCGAUCCGACGCCAGAUGGAUUACGCAUCAACUAGGAAGGCCUCUGUGCCGCAUCUGGUGCGCACGGCGGCAGAGCCCCGACAGAACCGCAUGUAUACCGUCCGGCUCUCACACAUCGACGAGGUCAAUCCUACUGUGCGACUGAUACAGCUAACCAUCCCUCCUCAUGUGCAGAGCCUGGAGGGGCAGGAAGAGCGAGCUGAUGGAGAGUCUGAUCAACCACAACCACUCACGUUCCUGCCGGGCCAGUGGGUAGACGUGCAUAUACCUGGCCUCGCUGACGCGGGGGGUUACAGCAUUACCUCCACCCCGGCAGAUGCUCAGGUGCUUCCCUCGCCAGGGCCUCCCGUGGAGUCUCCCAUGGACGAGGAAACGGGCCUGCCGCCGAUGGACCCGCGAGGCAGAGCGCCGUACCUGGAACUAGCUGUCCAGCACGCUCCAUCCAACCCAGCCAGCGCAUGGCUCUGGAGACCCAAGGACGAGAUCCAGGGACAGGAACUGAGCAUCCGCAUCGGAGGCAGUUUCGUCUGGCCUCCAUCGGGAAUCAACCUCGAUGAAACCAAGAAGGUGCUCUUCAUUGCAGGCGGAGUGGGUAUCAACCCUCUGAUCUCCAUGCUCUCGCAUCUGAAGAACAACAACGACGAAACAUCUCUACACCGCCAGCACUCCGAUAUUCACUUCUUCUACUCCACCAAGAUGCCCCGGUCAGCUCCCCAGGCAUACCUGGACCGGAUCCUCUUCCUCUCGCGGCUGCGCGAGAUCAUUCGCUGCCAGUCAGAGUCGGGCCGUCUGCGGAUCUCUUUACGGCUCUUCCUCACUAAUCUCCACGAUGACUUCGCACCACUUCUGUCCGAACCGCAGCAGGAUUUGACUAUUUAUGCGCGAAGACAGCAGCCCGACGAUCUGCGGCAGGCGCUCCAAGGACCUGAUGGUGUUAUUAGGCCUGAGGAGACGGUCUGCUAUAUAUGUGCGCCUCCCAGGAUGACAGAUGAAGUUGCCACUACUCUUCGAGGUUUGCUGGGAGAUGGUAAGGAGCGGGUAUUGUUCGAAAAAUGGUGGUGAUCAAGUUUUUCAUUCGUAAGAUGUGGGAGAGUGUAUUGAGGCAAGGCAUACUAGCGCUGCAACAAUCGCAAAAUGUUCUAGAUAAAUGCUGCUGCAGAGUGAGAUCCUCGGUCCUCUGCUCAAUGAUGAGACAAUUCAGACCCAUGCUAACCUGCCUUCUCAACUCAAUAUAUAAGGUACAAAGACUGCAGGGAAAAAAAGCGCCCGAGAUAGCAAGAUGUGAACC